Messenger RNA from Xenopus laevis (African clawed frog), 2002 nucleotides. RefSeq lists its product as uncharacterized. The transcript is spliced from 2 exons. The record is from RefSeq and is a predicted model, not a curated record. Bases 686 to 2002 code for a protein of 438 amino acids. NCBI's taxonomy places the organism in Eukaryota, Metazoa, Chordata, Amphibia, Anura, Pipidae.
UUCCUAGUCACCCAUGGCAGCCAUUCACCAAUGGGUUAAAUCCACUCACCAGGCCAAUGGACAGGAUCCUCCCCAAGCAAUUAAAAGCGCCCGCCCCCUUAUACUCACUGUCUUUUUUUCCUGUCCACGGGCUGAUGGUGCAGGUGGAUUAUUCCCAGCAGUAAGGGGGCUCUCUGCUCUCUCUCUCGGUUCCCCCUUACAGUUGCUGAGGUCCCAGUAGCUCCCCCUGAGUUGGGGUUAGCAAGGGAGGGACCAGGCGUUUGCAUGGAGGCAUCCUGUGUCCAGCCGUACCUCCCGUAGUAUGCGGGUUAGGGAGGCGAAGGAGGUGUUGCGCAGUGUGGCGCCGAAACCGGAAGUGACGUCACAACGACCGCGAGAGUUUCCUACACUGGGCUGGAUGCGGAGCGCCGUAUGGGCGGAAGUACCUCAGGCGCCAUUUUGGAAUCUGGCAGCAUGGCGAACCGGAAGUGCGGGUUUUCGCGCCUGAGAUGCGCCAAACAGUAUUUUAGUGCGUUCAGGUAGGCAGGGAUGCCCUUCUUUAAUAGUCUCUUUACUACUUGUGACGCUGGGUCCUGCAGGAGCCUGUUAUUCUGCUGAUACAGGUAUGUGCAGUAGUAUUAUGCUGCCAGGAUAUUUUUGUUUGUCCAGGAGAUAGACUAAAAGUUUGUUUUUAUGCAGCACCUCUAUGGAGUCGGGAAUGCCGGGCAAACCACCUCACCCCAAAGGGAAAAGCCUUCCUGCCACUGAGAAGAAAGACAAAACGCCAGAAAAGGCUACGUCAGUUCAAGCUCCAGGAGAACCAGGAGUGUCAGCUUCUCUUGAAAAUCAAGCUUUUGCUGAAUCUUUGGCUGCGGUCAUUAAGCAAGCGGUGGUGCAAGGUUUUCAGGAAGUAGCAACUUCUAAAAAGAGGGCAAGACAUGGUUACUCCAGACAAAUAGAUUCCCUUUCUGAGGUUUCGGAGGGAGAACUUUCAGAAGAUUCAGAAUUAGAUUCUCCUUUAGGUUCGGAAGAAGGGGAGAUUGACAUGGAGGAGGACUCCAAUUUUGAUCUGGCAGUGAUCGAGCCUCUGAUAAAAGCAGUUAGGCAGACUCUGACCUUCCCCAUGGAACCUGCCAAAUUAUCUUCAGCUGAUAAGUUGUUCCCGUCUCUGAAGAAGAGGUCGGUAUGCUUUCCAGUUCACGCCUCAAUUAAAGAUAUUAUUAUGGCAGAAUGGAAAAAAACAGAAAAAAGACCUCAGAUUGCAGGAAAAUUUCUUAAGAAAUAUCCAUUUGCAGAAGAGGAUUCGAAAUUUUGGGAUUCAUCCCCUAAGGUGGAUGCAGCGGUUGUGAGACUGGCAAGAAAGACCACCUUACCGGUGGAUGAUGCGGCAGCUUUCAGAGAACCGAUGGAGAAAAAGAUGGAAUUUAAUCUUAAAAAAUCUUUUGGAGCAGCAGGGGCAGCCUGUAGACCGGCAGUGGCGCUUACUUCAGUUUCGCGAGCCUUAAAAGUGUGGCUAGCUGAGGUAGAAGAAGCAAUCACGUCUAAUGUAAAAAGACCUAAAGUGUUGGAAAUGCUGGCUGACUGUAAGUUGGCAGUUGAUUUUAUGUCAGAAGCUUCUAUUGAUCUAGUCCACUUUAUGGCAAGAUCUAUGGCACUGUCGGUGGCAGCAAGGAGAGCGUUGUGGCUUAAACCUUGGGCAGCAGAUGCAGCCUCGAAAUCCAACUUAUGCCAACUACCAUUUGAGGGAGAAAUGUUGUUUGGAGAGAGAUUGGAUUCAAUCAUCAAGAAAGUAUCUGGAGGAAAAAGUGUGUUCCUUCCUCAGGAAGGAAGAAACAAAAGGAUGAGGUUUGAUACAUCUUUUCACAGAGAGAAGGAGAGAUCAUUUAGAACAUCCAAACAAUAUAAGCCAGGGAAAGAAUUUAACAGACAGUCGUCUUGGAGAUCGGGCCGUCAAAGCUCAAGAGGCAAUUUCAGGAGAUCGAGAGGUUUCUCCACCUCAGGCUCAACGGCUCAGCAGCAAUGA